AUGACUGGGCCCGUGAAGGACUCACGACGCGACUUGACUCUCCCAGUGUUUAUACCCGAAGUUAAGGGAAUGGGUGGCCAGAGUCGAUAUUACCUCGACGAUUCAUCGUCUUCCUCCGAAUCAUACCCUAGUAAUGCACGGUCGCUGUUCUUACGCGUUGGUGCUGCCUUUUUCGCAGGAUUCUUCGUAUGUCUGGCUGUGGUUGCGCAAUAUGCCUCGUCAAAUCAAUCAUGCUUGUCAUUUUCACUCUUCUCUGCUUUUCUGCCACCACAUGUAGGAACACCCGAAUGGCAUGAAUACCCUCCGGGAGUGGCUUCUGAGAGAUUGAACACAUAUGCAGAAAACGUCACGGCCACUGGGCCUCUUUCAUUUUUGGAUGACUGGACGUACAAGCUAGGAAACGAAGGAUUAACGCCUUUUGGGAGGUCUCAGUUGUUCGAUCUCGGCGUGUCGAUGCGCAUGAGAUACGGGUUCCUGCUGAAGAAUUUCAGCGAAACAAACACCUUGCCUGUGUUCAGAACGGAGUCACAAGCCCGGAUGUUGAGCUCUGCGCAAAACUUUGCUCUUGGAUUUUUUGGUUACCCCCUCGAGGGCCAGUAUCACCAAGAAAUUAUGAUCGAGGCCAAAGAUUUCAACAAUUCUCUUGCCCCUUAUCGAUCUUGCGCAAAUAAUGAUGUUCCCACUGGGGGCUACCGCGGCCAACCAUAUGCUGAUGCAUGGAAAGAAGUGUAUCUCAGGGAUACCAUUCCUCGUUUGCAGCAAUACCUUGAUGGGUUCGAAUUGGAUGUUGAAGAUGUUUACGCCAUGCAAGAAUUGUGCGCUUUCGAGACGGUCGCUCUUGGUUAUUCCAAGUUCUGCGAACUCUUCACGGAGAAGGAGUGGGAAGGCUUUGAUUAUUCAUAUGACCUCAAUUUAUGGUACGGUGUAGCUUGGGGCUCACCUGUGGGUAGGGGAGAAGGAAUUGGCUACGUUCAAGAGCUCGUGUCUCGUCUUACUCAGACGCCGAUUGAAACGCACAACAGUUCCACUAAUGCGACACUUCACAACUCUGUCACUUUCCCCUUUGGACACAGCCUUUAUGUUGAUGCGACACAUGAAGUUGUAGUCUUAAACGGUCAGCUCAUUGAUGAACUUGAACUUGAAAACGUCCUGAUCCGUGGUUCAGUUCUUACCGCGUUGAACCUUUCAAGCUUCGCAGCUAUGGGUCCUUUGCCUACCGAUCAUAUACCUGAAAAACGAACAUUCAGGACCGCGGAGCUUGCUCCAUUCGCAACUAAUGUACAGUUCCAGCUCCUGUCGUGUUCCGAGGAACACGACCCACAAAUUCGCGUGAUCGUUAAUGACGGCGUUGUGCCGCUGAACCAUCUCGAUGGGUGUCAUGAUCAUCCAGAUGGGAUGUGCUCGAUCCAUGCUUUUGUUGAUGCGCAGAAAGAGAACAUUCGGAGUACGGAUUGGGACUUCGUUUGUAACGCUGACUGGACAAUCCCAGAUGGAUGGGAGACUACCACAGGCUACCCUCCUCUUUAGAUUUCCUUAAACAAUUCUUUCAUGUUGGGUCGGUAGCAUAACAGUCAGCAAGCACUUAAUCUCUGAUCAGUCUUUGCUUGGUCACUGACGCGAUAUUAAUGCGAGUGAUGGAUAUUCUAGCGUGGGCUUGUUCUUAUCAUCGUCCAGAGUCCUCGUGUCGUGUAUGCAAUUUUCGAAAC
Suillus clintonianus is the source of this 1706-nucleotide messenger RNA. RefSeq names its product histidine phosphatase superfamily. The record is from RefSeq and is a predicted model, not a curated record. Gene Ontology annotation, molecular function: acid phosphatase activity. The transcript has 11 exons. Bases 1 to 1527 code for a protein of 508 amino acids. Lineage: Eukaryota; Fungi; Basidiomycota; Agaricomycetes; Boletales; Suillaceae.